UUGUGUGAUGGUGGGGGAAACUUUGAAAGUUCCAAGCUGCUGACCGGAUUCUUUGGGAGACCUGGAAAUAUGAGCAGCAAGAAACUAAGACGAGUGGGCUUGUCUCCAGAGCUGUGUGACCGUUUAAGCAGAUAUCAGAUUAUUAACUGUCAGGACUUUUUAAGUCUCUCCCCGCUAGAACUUAUGAAAGUGACUGGCCUGAGUUAUAGAGGUGUCCAUGAGCUUCUGCAUACCGUAAGCAAGGCUUGUGCUCCACAGAUGCAAACGGCUUAUGAGUUGAAGACACGAAGGUCUGCACAUCUCUCACCAGCCUUCCUAUCUACUACUCUUUGUCCCUUGGAUGAAGCGCUGCAUGGUGGUGUGCCUUGUGGAUCUCUCACAGAGAUUACAGGUCCACCAGGUUGUGGGAAAACUCAGUUUUGCAUAAUGCUGAGUGUCUUAGCUACAUUACCCAGCAGCCUGGGAGGACUGGAAGGGGCUGUGGUAUACAUCGACACAGAGUCUGCGUUUACCGCUGAGAGACUGGUCGAGAUCUCGGAAUCCCGUUUUCCACAGUAUUUUAACACUGAGGAAAAGCUGCUUCUGACCAGCAGUAGAGUUCAUCUUUGCAGAGAACUUACCUGUGAGGGACUUCUACAAAGGCUUGAAUCUUUGGAGGAAGAGAUCAUUUCGAAAGGAGUUAAGCUUGUGAUUGUUGACUCCAUUGCUUCUGUGGUCAGAAAGGAGUUUGACUCCCAGCUCCAAGGCAACAUCAAAGAAAGGAACAAAUUCCUGAGCAAAGGAGCGUCUUUACUGAAGUACCUGGCUGGGGAGUUUUCAAUCCCAGCUACAUUUCAACUGAUCUGAGACAUUUGAACAAAGUGACAUCUCAUCAUUCAAACUCUAACGGGGUACAGAACAAGAAAACAGCAUGGCCUGCUGUGGAGAACUGUUCAGAGUGGCAAACGACAUUGAGAUGAGAAGUCAUUUUCUCCCAGGGUCCGUGAAAUAGCAUUAUCUGAACCAGUUUGACUUUCUGCUUAUUUACACAGUGGGAAGAGGCAGGAACCUUGUAUUGCUUUUAAACAGUAUCUUCAAGUUGACCAUAAAUUUGACCACCUAAUUGGGAUAUUUUUGAAGACUAAGGGACUCUUUUAAUAGAUACCCUGUUUUAAAAACGCCUUGAGACUUCCCAAAGCAAAUAAGGCAUAUGGUCACCCUCAUCAUUGUGCUAAACUCCAUUCAUCCCAAGCCUUUUGAGAAGGCCGUGUUCUCAGUGCUAGAGAGCAGACCAUUCAGCUUCCCUGCCUACAAAGAUAAGUCCAGUCUUAGAAGCUCAAGUCCAAGUCAUGAACUCGGUCUAAGUUCAAGCUGUAAGUAAGUCUGAAUCCACACUAUAAUUUGCCUGGUUUUGAACACUCACUUCUAUUGUUAGGGGAACCGUGGUUCCUAACAUGUGAUCUUGGGUCCCUGGAGACCACUGAGAUCUUCUCAGGAGACCUGUGAGGCCAAGCAGUGUUCAGCAUUGCCAGAAGACAUCAUCUGCCUUUUCCAUUCCUUCUCUCUUACUGAUGUAUAUACCUUUGUGCCAAAGCUGAUCUCAGAAGCCAGCUGUCAAUGACCAGGUCAUUACUUCAGCAGAUUUGUAAGGAUGGAAAUGAUGUUACUCUUUCACUAAAUCUUGUUUUAAUAGAUAGUUUUCCUUGAUAAAAAAUGUGUUAUCUGUAUCAGAUUGUUAUGAGGUUAUUUUAUCUUAUGAUUUUAGCAAAAUAAGUCAUCAG
This is a messenger RNA of Grammomys surdaster, 1760 nucleotides long. It is a transcript of the gene Rad51b, whose product is annotated as RAD51 paralog B. Gene Ontology annotation, cellular component: Rad51B-Rad51C-Rad51D-XRCC2 complex. The record is from RefSeq and is a predicted model, not a curated record. Gene Ontology annotation, biological process: double-strand break repair via homologous recombination. Gene Ontology annotation, molecular function: DNA binding; ATP hydrolysis activity; ATP-dependent DNA damage sensor activity. The coding region runs from base 70 to 846 and encodes 258 amino acids. NCBI's taxonomy places the organism in Eukaryota, Metazoa, Chordata, Mammalia, Rodentia, Muridae. The transcript has 8 exons.